UUUCUCCUCCUCUCUUGGAGUCUCCACCCUUCACGUAUCUGUUUCUGUGCCCGUCUUUCUUAGUCUUCUCCAUCUUCUUUCAAAGUCCUGGUCUGGGUUCCCCGAACCCUCCCCAAGCCAUUGGCUGGGCUCAGGGUGGGCGGGUUCUGUUACGAGGGGCAACGGCCACACCACAAGCCGCUUCUUGGCUUCCGAGAGGGUGAGAACCAUGGCAGGCCGGACCCUAGCUCUGCGAUAUGGGCCCCCUUGGUCCCCCAUUUCUGAAACGGAGGUUCCUGGAACCUGGCCCAGCUGGCAUCUUACCAGCAGCGGGGUCGCCCACCACAGGAUCCCACCAGCGCCCUUUCCUCCGCCCACUCUGCAGGUGAGAAGCCCCCGGGCGGAGGACAAGACAAAAAGGGGGCAGUUGACAAACCUGUGCAGGGAGGAAAGAAGACUAGGGUUAGACUCUUGCCUUAAAGGAGGCGAGGCCUGGGAGCCUGAACGCCAGGAGCUGGAGGAAGGAAAGGGGAAGGCUCCUUGGGUCUUUUGGCUGAACUAUGCACUUUCCCCAGUCUACGGUCGUGGCACCCCUGCCCGCAGCCAUGAAGCACGACCCGCGCAUCUGGGCUUUUGACGAAGUCAUCAGCAGAUGGGAAACGACCUCGGGCUCGGCAUACACGGCCAAGACUCACGGUGGGCCCUGUGCUCAGCCCAAGGCAGCAGAGCAUGAGGACCCUGGGCGGUCACUAGGGAUCAAGUCUUUGGCCGAGAAGCUAAGAAGCCACCAGGGUUGGGGUGUCCCCCUGAACACAAAAUACCAGAUCAGCGAGAUGAAGGCACAGUACACAGGCUGUCCAAGUCUGGACCAGAGUGCCCCUCUCUUUGCGGAUCCCCAACCCCUGGAGCUCGCUGACCACCACCGCGGGGGCCCUUCCCAGGCCCUCAUCCCCUGGACAAGGAACCCAGAGAUGGCUGGCCAGCCCUUUACAGUGAGCAAGAUGGGUGUCCUGGACCGUCUCCAGCCCUAUCUGACAACCUCUGCACGUGACUUCUCAAGGAAAGAGCAGUCUCAGAAAAUACUGACUUGCCGGAGCUGUCUGAAGAAGCCACAGGCUUCCGGUCAUGGCGGUCCACCGAAGGAACGGCUAGCCCGUGCACGCCCAGUACCACCAGCUGUGCCAUACCGGGGGGCCCUGCCUUUGGCCCAGGAGUCCUACGGGCCCUCAGUGCACCCGCUCCGCAGGCUGGACCGCUUCUGCCCACUAGAGGCACCCUGGGGAGGCCCCCACCCGAAGCCAGUGCCUGGCAUCCACAGUGUGCCCAAGGCCUACCGCACUGAGAACUCACGCUACGGGAGUGCCAGGGCAGAGCUGGUGUGAGCACGUGAGCCUUACCCACAGGCAGACACUCCAGCAUCGGAUUUGUGGGUGGGUUGGCCAUACCCCACGCUUGCAGAAAAGCCUCCUCCAUGUGGAGCUUAGUAAUCAAGGAGUUUUAUAGCAGAAAUCACACGCACGUCUGGAUCCACGCAUCCUGAUUAGGGAGUCGGGUGAGGGGCGGUUGCUCUACUUGUGGUUGGAAGUGUCUGGGUAUAGUAAAUUUGGAGGCCCACUUGGCGCAGGUGGAACCUAACGCCGAAGCCGUUCCUUUUCAUAAGGCUGCACCGAGGGACCCAGCCAGCAGCCUGCAGAGUUCACCUUUUUCUCCUCCUGCGAUGGGGGUGAAGGGCCCAAGGGUC
Molecule: messenger RNA, 1720 nt
Organism: Arvicola amphibius (Eurasian water vole)
Lineage: Eukaryota; Metazoa; Chordata; Mammalia; Rodentia; Cricetidae
Exons: 4
Coding region: 540-1361 (273 amino acids)
Source: RefSeq, a predicted model, not a curated record